Messenger RNA from Penicillium vulpinum, 234 nucleotides. RefSeq lists its product as uncharacterized. NCBI's taxonomy places the organism in Eukaryota, Fungi, Ascomycota, Eurotiomycetes, Eurotiales, Aspergillaceae. Bases 1 to 234 code for a protein of 77 amino acids. The transcript has a single exon. The record is from RefSeq and is a predicted model, not a curated record.
AUGCAGGUCAAUUCCGACCACAAUGAAAUAUGGGGCAAUUUUGCUAAUAAUACACGCGGGCAGCUUGAAGCAACCGGCGCUAAGAUAAUCGAUCUUGACUAUCUGAGUGAGAGUAGCAUUGCGGCUGCAGCAAAGACAUACGGCGAGGAAAAGUUCCUUUUCUGGACAGUUUCGGCUGCGCCAAAAACCGCAAAACCGGCAAUUGGGGCUGGUUUUGAUGACCGGAAACCAUGA